Molecule: messenger RNA, 7197 nt
Organism: Centropristis striata (black sea bass)
Lineage: Eukaryota; Metazoa; Chordata; Actinopteri; Perciformes; Serranidae
Gene: rabep1
Product: rabaptin, RAB GTPase binding effector protein 1
Exons: 18
Coding region: 92-2656 (854 amino acids)
Biological process (GO): endocytosis
Cellular component (GO): intracellular membrane-bounded organelle
Molecular function (GO): GTPase activator activity; growth factor activity
Source: RefSeq, a predicted model, not a curated record
UAACAGUAGUUGUGAUGUUAGCCUGUUUUCUUGGACACUCCUAGCGCUUAUCCCACUGCCCGCUAAUUGCCUCAAGCCCCCUCAGGAAACCAUGGCCGAGCAGGCCUCGGGACCCCCUCUGUCGUCCCAACAUGACGAGGUGCUCCAGCAGCGAGUGGCCGCUCUGGAGCAGGAGAGGGCCGAGUUCAUCAAACUCAAGCAGCAGCUGGAGGCAGAGUUUAACCAGAAGAGAGCCAAGUUCAAAGAGCUCUACCUGUCCAAGGAAGAGGAGCUGAAGAGGCAGAACGUGGUGCUGGAGGGCGCCCAGGUUGAGCUGAGCACCCUCCAGGACCAGCUGUCUCAGGCCCAGGCUGAGAUGGAGACCAUCAAAGCGGUGGCCACUGUGUCGGAAAACACCAAGCAGGAAGCCAUCGACCAGGUCCGCAGCCAGUGGCAGGAGGAGGUGGCCUCGCUGCAGGCCAUCAUGAAAGAAACGGUGUGUGAGUACGAGGUCCAGUUCCACCAGCGUCUGGAGCAGGAGCGGGCCCAGUGGAACCAGUACCGGGAGGCAGUGGAGAGGGAACUGGGUGAGCUCAGACGCCGUCUCACAGAGGGCCAGGAGGAGGAGAACCUGGAGGACGAAAUGAAAAAAGCGCAGGAGGAUGCAGAGAAGCUACGUUCAGUGGUGAUGCCCAUGGAGCAGGAGAUUGCAGCCCUGAAAGCAAAGCUGACCACAGCUGAAGACAGGGUGAAAGAGCUGGAGGCCUCAAAGGUCAAAGAGCUCAAUCAUGUUCUUGAGGCUGAGAAGUCUUGUCGUACGGACCUGGAGAUGUACGUCGCCGUGUUGAACACUCAGAAGUCUGUCCUGCAGGAGGAUGCAGAGAAACUACGGAAAGAGCUCCAUGAUGUCUGUCACAAGCUGGAGUUGGAGCGGCAGCAGCACAACCAGCUGAAACACACGUGGCAGAGAGCCAAUGACCAGUUCCUCGAGUCCCAGCGCCUCCUCAUGAGGGACAUGCAGAGGAUAGAGAGCGUGCUGUCCUCAGAACAGCUCCGCCAGGUGGAGGAGAUGAAGAAGAAAGACCAGGAGGAGGAUGAGAAAGAGAGGCUGAGCCAAGUGAAGGAGCUGCACGAGGAGGAUGUGGGAGACAACACUGAGCCUCUGGAGGAUUUAUUCCUCGGGCUGAGUGUCGAGGAGCCCCAUGCCAACCACAGCGGCCAUGGCUCUAUGCACUCCUUAGACACUGACGUGGUGGCAGGCGGGUCGAUGGAUCCUUACAAGGAAAACCUUCGGAGAGUUCAGUCAACGGACAGCCUCGGCUCCUCGCUGUCCGUCCAGCAAGGCCUCAACCACAAAGCCAAGUCGGCCAGCCAUUUAGAUGAGUCAGACUUUGGGCCCUUGGUGGGAGCUGACUGCGGCGUGACGGACAGUAGUUUUGGUGAAACUUCGUCCAUCAGUUCCAUCAAGCUGACGGCAAGUCAUUUCCUGUUGACUAAAGACCAGGAGAAGGCCAUUAAGGCCAUGACGCCCGAGCAGGAGGAGACGGCAUCGCUCUUGUCCAGCAUCUCCCACGCCCCUGACACCGCCUUCUUACCACCGGUGGGCUACAGACUUGUCAGCGACAGCGAGUGGAACCUGCUGCAGCAAGAGGUGAAAAAUGCUGGCAGGAAGCUCGGCCGACGUUGUGACAUGUGCUCCAACUACGAGAAGCAGCUGCAGGCCAUCCAAGGACAAGAGGCUGAGACAAGGGAUCAGGUGAAAAAGCUGCAGGUGAUGCUGCGUCAGGCCAACGAUCAGCUGGAGAGGACAAUGACUGAGAAACAGAAUUUGGAAGAUUCCGUCAAAGUAGGCAACGAGGAAACCGCUGCCAAGGUGUCCGCCUUCAUGCAAAGGGUCCAGGAGUCAGAGACGCUGCUCAGCACACUACAGCAGGCCUUCAGUGAAGCAAAGAGGAACACCCAGGAACAGAUGGUGGUGCUGGUGAAGUCGAGGGAGCAGGUGGCAGAUGAACUGAGCCGACUGCAGAGAGACAACGAGAGCUUGCAGGGGAAACACAGGCUGCAUGUCGAACUGCAGCAACAAGAAGACUUCCAGAUGCCCAAUACUGUGCAAGAGCUACAUGGCCUGGUGUUGCGGUUACGUGAGGACCUGGUGGCGUUGCGGACUUCCGCUGAUCACAUGGAGGAAAAGCUGAAAGCUGAGAUUCUGUUUCUGAAGGAGCAGAACCAGGCGGAGCAAUGUCUGAAGGAGAACCUCGAGGAAACUCUGCAACUGGAGAUCGAGGGCUGUAAGGAGGAGAUAGCAUCUUUCUCCAGUCUGAAGACAGAGCUGGAGCGAAUAAAGGCAGAGAAGGAACAGAUGCAGAGCAGUCUGGCAGAGAAGACUGAGACACUGGAAAGAAUCCAGGGCCUGAAGAUCAACCUGGAGCAUCAGCUCAGAGAGCUCACCACAGCAAAAAGUGCACUAGAGAGUCAGGUGUUUGAUGAGAAAGACAAAGCCCAGCGGCUGCAAACGGAGCUGGACGUCAGUGAGCAGGUUCAGAAGGAUUUUGUCAAACUUUCUCAGACCCUUCAGGUACAGCUGGAGCGAAUACGACAGGCGGACUCGUUGGAUCGAAUCAAAGUCAUCCUCAAUGACACCAACUUGACUGACAUCAACCAGCUUCCAGAGACAUGAUACCACUGAAUGAAAACUGCCUUCAGUUUCAUUCCCCCCUUCUUUAUCUUUUCACUGGCCCUAAUAACAUUAUUGAUCCGACCCUUCCUCCUCCUCCUCCUCCUCCUCCCCCAUAACCACCACGGAAGAAGAGUUUGGAGGGACAGACUUGGCAUGAGGAGCCUUUUGUGUACAUUAAGAGUCUUGGAUAGAAUAAUGAAGAAGAACACUACUAAAAUAAAUGUAAAUAACUAAAUGUGUGACUCUGGACGGAGGGAAUCCAUCUUCCUGUGGGUCUGUCUGUGUCUUGUUUCUACUGUAGAUAUAUGACUGUCUGUAUUAGCUCAACCAAAAAAGGUUUGUCAUCUUCUAAAGCACUUUUCAUCUGCAACUUCUCUUUCCAGGUAAUUAUAGAAAACAAUUGGAUGCAUAACUUUUCUCCUUCUGUUCUCAAAGCGGUGGAUAAUCGCUUCCUUGUUCCACUUGCUUGUUCUUUCCCCGUGUUUCCUUUCUGGCUAUUUUUCUGAGACAUUUUCCACCUUGUUCUGGUCAUUUCACCCUGUGACAGAGACACGAUGAAGGAGAUUCAUGGAAAUUACUUGCACAUAACUUAACUGAGAUAAAAAAAAGGAACACUGUUUGAGCAAUACCCUCCAUUUCUUAUACAUCCUUUACUGUAUCUUGCUUCUUUCUUGCUCUUAACGUCUGACAGAAGCCUUUUUUUUUUUAAACUGCAGAAAUACAGUGAGAAAUAUUCAGUUGUGUUUCAAAGUUUUAUUCUUCACUCUAGUUUCUAGAAAAGGAAACUAUCAAAUCACCAAUCAUCAUUAGCCAAGUUCAUGUCAGAGAGUUGCUAAAACUUUGCAUUUUUUAUUGAUUUCUUUUUUGAGUUUCUCGAAGGUAAAGUUUUGAUUUUUUUGAAGUGGGGUUGUAUGAGAUACUAAUCCAUAGUCGUGGUAGAUGACUGUUGGCGUGCCCCCAGUUUGGAAACUGGUACUGGUAUAGAGGCUAAGCAAUGUACGGUGGUGGAAGGGGUGCAGCAGCUUAACAUGUAGACACGGGAAAAAAAUCAAAAUCAGUUCAAGUGUGUGCUAUAUGUAGAAUAUUGAAGGCAGUUGCAGACCAGCAGCUCCUGUGUUCUGCAGCUUAAAUAACUGUUUUUGUCACUGAAGUCUGGUUUCUUUUAAGAGAACAUGGAACGACUUCAGUUCUCCUCACGUAAACUUAAACAGAGCUGUCUGCUGGUUGCAUUGCUUAGCUUCCAUGCCAGUACUGCAUGCUUCUCCAAACCGACAUCUACUGCAGGUAAUACACUGACUGUGGAUAAGUACCUCAUACAACCCGACUGUAAACAUUUAAACUAUGCCUUUAAUGAUUUAAAAAAAACUGGUACCUUAUAGCCUACUUCUUAGGAAGAUGCAUGCUUUUGUUUACAAAGAUGAGCAUCUCUGCCAGUCCGACCGUAGAUCACCAACACGACAUUUAACCAACAGAAUUAGUGCAACACAACAUCAGCCUCCGCUAUCAGUGAAUAUUAUCGUUUUUGUCGGUAUUGCAGUCAACAAGGCCAUUAAUAACAAUAUCAGCCAAUGCCAAUGUAACACGCGUAGCUCCUUUUAUUGAUAAUGUAUUUCUAAUGCUGUUAAAUUGUAUUAAGCGGCAUUUUCAUUCUAAUGGAAAGGCUCACAAGCACAUCGGGCGCGUAGGGGGGAUGCCUUAUUUAGGGACACUUAAUGAUGGGAGAAAAAAGCUUUUGGUGUAUUACCUUAAAAUGCAACUGCACCAAGCCCCCGCAAAGAGCGCCAGGCUUUUCAAAGCCAAUUUUACAUAGUCAUCAAGCUUAACUUCAGCUUAACUUCACUUACUGCAAAAUUUUGAAAAAUGCUAAAAGUGAGCAAGGGGCUCAGAGGGAGGCAGGGACGGGCUGAGGAGUGUGUGGCUUUGAUGUACGAGGUGUUAACAUUCUUGUUUUAACUUUAAUGACCCAACCAGUCGACUCUUUGUCAGCAUCAGCCUAACAAGGUCACAUUCGCAAAAAAAAAAGAAAAAGCACUCGGCACAUUCCGUAGGAUAUAAAAAGUUUUCAUGAGAAUACGAUGACUCUAAAGAUUAUAAAUCUUACAAAUGAGCAUAAAGAUGCACAUUUAGAGAUGGUUAUUUUAGGGUGUUUUACUCUGUUUUUCGCAUGUAGCUUAUUCUUCACAAUUCACUUAUGGAUGCUUGGCAUAACUUUUUAAUGGCAGCAAGCCCUUUAGCACAAUUUUUCAAUAAGCAGGGCUAGAACUCCCACAACAUCUGAAUAAGACGACAUGAGACCAUUAGUGAAAUGUUCUCUGCUGCAUUGAAAGUUCACGCUUGGCUUUAGGCACCAUAACUACUUGGUUAGGGUUUGGAAAAGUUAGUUUUCUUGGGUUAAAAAUGUUACAUACGUCAGUUAAAAUAAGACCUCCCUAAAGUACAUCACCAGACUCUCUCCUUUACAGAAGCAAAUUUGACACAAGACAUUGAUUAAGCGUAACUCCUGGUUCAUUCCCCCUACAACCCUAUCUUCCUAAUGGAAUCAUUAAAUAUGUGAAUAUUAAAGGGAAACUUAGCCAUUUUUCAAGGUAAACCAUAUUUUCCUUCAACAAUGUACAUCCACUACAAGUGCUUGUUUUUGCCACUGACAGGUUCAGAUUGUUUCGUUCUAAAAUCUCAUGUGGCCUCUUUUGCAUUGUCAAAAUCAGUUAAAUAUUCAGCCAUGACGCUGAAAAUCUAUCAAAAAAACCUACACUUUCUGUACUCAAACAUAACAAACUCUUCCGACACUCCUCUCUCCAACUUCCACUCACAUUUCCACCGUUGUCUUUGUCAACAAAGCGUCUCAUGAGAUUUCAGAACGAGACUUCUACUUGAGUGAGACUUUGUUUAAGGCAAUAAAACAAAAAGACCAGGUCAAGCGAAAGAUAAUGUUUUAAUAUGCUGUAGGGUCCUUGGGUGAAAAAUACCAAAGUUUCUCUUUAAAAAUAUGUUGUAUGGGGAUGGGUAAUUUCUAAUCAGUCUAAGUGAGUGGCUUCAUGUGCUGUUUGACCAGUUUAAUCAACACAACUCAAGAGCUGUUAUUUGUAAAGUAGAGGCUGAUUUUAAGUACUAAUAGAUUAGCUGGAAAAAUGCAACUGUUUUUAAUAAGAUUGUAAAAUUACUCAAAAAUGAUAGUCUAAAACUUCACUUUUUAUUAUGCCGACAGAAAUUAUAUGUUUUUCCACCCCAGUUAACUAAUUUCAGUAUUUUUUCUAUGUUUUCAAACCGUUUCCCACGAAGAUUGUGACUUUAUUUUCUGCACUCACUUUUAUGGAAAAUAUGUCAUAAAAGAAUAUUCCUGAAAUGGAGUGAGGGAUUCCCUUUGCAUUAAAGAAAACAAUAUAUAUAUAUAUAUAUAUAUAUAUAUAAACAUGCAUAUUGCAGCUUUGUAUGUUUUAAGGACAUGUUGAUCACUGUUUUUGUUUUUGGCUUGCAUGUAUUACAUUUCCUCAUGUUGCAUAUGUCUAUAUUCUGUAGAUAUCUUGAGUUGAUAUUUAUGAUAGAUUCAUGCAGUGUGUUAUGAGAGGAUGUGGAUGUGUGGGCAAGCCCGCCUGAAGUUGCACUGAUAGAAACCUGUAUGUCUCUUUUGCUCGCGUGAUUGUGGGCUGAGAACUGGUGAAAGGAGACAUUUUACAGUGUGAGAUGUGGAUAUUAUUUUUCUCUGAAAGGCCUUAUUGCGUUAUGGCUUGGUUUGUUUUUAAUUUUAUUUAAUGUCCCUCUAAUUUAAUGUCUGUUAUGGCCCACAUAUGGUAUUGCUAUGAAGAUUCGUGUAUCAUCACCACUAAUUCGUCUUGUUUAAGAGUUGAUUUUACUGGAUCAUUUCUAACAUUAAUGGAUUAUUUUUAAAAAUGUACAUUGAAUCCCAAAACUGAUUGGAGUAGAUGUUAAAAAUGAGACAGACUUUUGCAUUUGUGUUCAGGGUGGAAGUCUGAAGGCCUGAAAGCUCACACUGUGUACCACCUACUACUUAAGUCUUAGCAUAACUAAAAAGUCACAGCAAAUAAAAGUGCACUCAAAGCCUAAAUAUGAGGUGUAAUGAUUUGUUUAUGAAGAGUAUGACUGGUAUUAAAUCUGUUUUUGUAAUUUUCAUGUUCACUCAUGUCUCUACAGGGAUAAUACGAUAUAAGUAAACUUCACUAAUUCAAAAUAUGUGUUAAACUGUCAGUUCUUGUUUCAUAAGCAUUGACAAUCAAAACAAUUUUUUAAGUCUUGCUUCCAGUAAAUCACAACAUUAGACAGCUAACUAACAAAGAGCCCAAUGUAGAUUUCACCUUUUCUUUUUUCUUUUUUCACGCUUUACUGGUCUUUUUUUAAAUUUAUACCAUGCAAUACUGACUCAAGAGUGCACAGUUUGAGCUUUCAGAUGCAGCAUUUAUCAUUCCAUUUGAAACAUUGUCAUAUACGUAUUUUACAUUAUCAAAUGUUUGCCAGGGUUAGACCAAUAUUCUUGUUUUCUGACAAAUUAAAUGCAUCUGGUUUGAAAUAAACACAACAGAUCCAGA